Molecule: messenger RNA, 2633 nt
Organism: Colletotrichum navitas
Lineage: Eukaryota; Fungi; Ascomycota; Sordariomycetes; Glomerellales; Glomerellaceae
Product: 2-isopropylmalate synthase
Exons: 4
Coding region: 369-2258 (629 amino acids)
Biological process (GO): L-leucine biosynthetic process
Cellular component (GO): mitochondrion
Molecular function (GO): 2-isopropylmalate synthase activity
Source: RefSeq, a predicted model, not a curated record
CGUGUCCCUUACAGCCUUUUCUAGUGGAGGGGCGUGUCGAAAAAUGGAGACUGGGUUUGGUCGACGUCCCCGUCCUCCAUCCUCGUACCUAGUUCCCGACGCUCUGCGACGGACGAAUAUUAUGACUCAAAAUCUUUCCCUCCUCCCUCUGUGUCUGUGAUUUCUAACUCUCGAACCGUUCGCGAUACUUUUUUCUACAAACACCCUUUGCGACCUCUCUCCCUCGUUCUGCAGACCAAGAUACUCCAUUUCUCCAGACUCUUUAUUGUGUGACGCCACUCCCCCCCAGGAAAAGAUCCGCCCUAGUUUUUUAUUUUAUUUUAGUGUACUUACACCUCCCCGCGAGAUCUGCCCCGCACUCGCCCAAGAUGCCCAUGCUCAAGGAACCGUGGAAGAAGUACAAGCCCUUCCCUCCUCUCAAUCUUCCCGACCGCCAAUGGCCCUCCAAGACCAUCACAAAAGCCCCGCGAUGGCUCUCGACCGAUUUGCGCGAUGGCAACCAAAGCUUGGUUGACCCAAUGAACGGCGAUGAGAAGUGGCGCUACUUCAAGAUGCUGUGCGACCUGGGCUACAAGGAGAUCGAGGUCUCCUUCCCGUCGGCCUCGCAAACCGACUUCGACUUCACUCGCCGCCUCAUCGAGACCCCCGGCGCCGUCCCCGACGACGUAUACCUCCAGGUCCUCUCCCCCUGCCGCGAGGACCUCAUCAAGCGCACAGUAGAGUCCCUCAAGGGCGCCAAGAACGCCAUCGUCCACAUCUACCUCGCCACGAGCGAGUGCUUCCGGAGGAUCGUCUUCGGCUUCACCGAGGACGAGAGCGUCGAGUUGGCCGUCAAGUGCACCAAGCUGGUGCGCUCCCUGACCAAGGACGACCCCUCCCAGUCCGGGACCAACUGGCAGUUCGAGUUCAGCCCCGAGACCUUCUCCGACACCUCCCCCGAGUUCGUCAUCCGCAUUUGCGAGGCCGUCAAGGCCGCUUGGGAGCCCACCACCGAGGUGCCCAUCAUCUUCAACCUGCCCGCCACUGUCGAGAUGGCCACCCCCAACGUCUACGCCGACCAGAUCGAGUACUUCUGCAGGAACAUCACCGAGCGCGAAAAGAUCGCCGUCUCCCUCCAUCCCCACAACGACAGAGGCUGCGCCGUCGCCGCCGCCGAGCUGGCCCAGAUGGCCGGCGCCGACCGUGUCGAGGGUUGCCUCUUCGGCAACGGCGAGCGCACAGGCAACGUCGACCUCGUCACCCUCGGCCUGAACCUCUACACCCAGGGCGUCUACCCCAACGUCGACUUCUCCGACCUGAACCGCGUCAUCGACAUGGUCGAGGUCUGCAACAAGAUCCCCGUCCACCCCCGCGCCCCCUACGGCGGCUCCCUCGUCGUUUGCGCCUUCUCCGGCUCCCACCAGGACGCCAUCAAGAAGGGCUUCCAGGUCCGCGAGCAGACGGUCAAGUCCAACGACGAGCACUGGCAGCUCCCCUACCUGCCCCUCGACCCCACCGACAUCGGCCGCACCUACGAGGCCAUCAUCCGCGUCAACUCCCAGAGCGGCAAGGGCGGCGCAGCCUGGAUCAUCCUUCGCAAGCUCCAGCUCGACCUCCCCCGCGGCCUGCAGGUCGCUUUCUCCAAGGUCGUGCAGGACAAGGCCGACCAGCUCGGCCGCGAGCUCCUCUCGGACGAAAUCACCGAGCUCUUCGAGUCGACCUACUACCUCCGCGACAACCCGCGCUUCACCCUCGUCGACUACAGCAUCGCCCCGGACCGCUCGCAGUCCCCCGCGCCGCCCCAGCCCGGCAAGACCCAGGACACCAAGAACCUUCAGCGUGUGUUCGAGGGCGUCGUCGCCAUCGACGGCAAGGAGCACAGGCUUCGCGGCCGCGGCAACGGUCCCAUCUCGAGCUUGGCCAACGCCCUCAAGAGCGUCGGCGUCACCCUCGACGUCGAGGACUACAAGGAGCACGCCAUCGGCGCCGGCCGCGACGUCAAGGCCGCCACCUACAUCGAGUGCACGGCUACCGGCACCAAGCAGAGGUACUGGGGUAUCGGCAUCCACGAGGACGUGGUGCAGAGUUCCCUCGUUGCCCUGCUGAGCGCCGCCAGCAACUUCAUCGGCAGCCGCCCCGGGAGCCCCGUCUUCCACAAACCCAUGCCCACACGGCCCAUGAGCCAAGAGCUGAACCUCGAGUCGGCUAACGGAACAAACGGAACGAACGGUGCGCUGGGCUUCGUCUCGGUCCUCGAAGACAAGGCGAACGGCAUGUAAAAAAGGUGGCAGUCAAGUCUCGAAAAUGAGGCGUGGCGUGGGACGGUCUUUUUCUUCUUCUUCUUUUAUACGCAUUCAAGGGAAUGAAAAAAAAUGUUGGGGUUCAGACAUGCAUAUCGUGGGGACGAGGUUGAGAAUAAAAAAGCAGAUGGAUGACUGACCGGGCAUGGCCGACGAGGUUUUUUGUCGUUAACUGUCGGCGGUGUAGCAGCAUAGCCACGAAAGGCAUUUUUUUCUGUAUCUUCUUGUUGGAGCAGUUUUGCCAAUGCAUGAAUGGGAAUCUAGUCAAGGUGAUCUCGCCUCGCCCCCCCCGUGGAGUGAAGACAGAAGAAGGACACCCCCUUUUGAACGCUGCCAAGAUGCGAGACUAUGACU